CCAACAGCCACCGUCCUUACUAUGAAGACAGCAGGUACCUUUGUGUUCCUUGCUCUGGCAUCUUUCUGCUGCUUCUCAGGUGUUGCCAGCAAAGAUAUAAAUAAGCUUUUGCAGGAUGAGUGCAUGGAAUUUUGGCCGCUCUUACGCAGUGGGCAUUUCUAUUGUAAUAGAGAUAACAACCCCGUCCGUGGCCCCGAUGGCGAAACACACACCAACAAAUGCGUCAUGUGUAGAAAGAUGAUGGCAAGUCAAGUAAAUAAUGGACUAACGGGUCAAGGAGGAAAUGUGAACAGAAGCCCAACAAUAACGGAUGACUGCAGUGAAUAUCGAUCACAAAUCGAUGCUAAUGGAGACCUCACCUGCACAAAAGAGAAUGACCCUGUGCGUGACUCUUCUGGCCGGCAGCACAGCAACAAGUGUCUUAUGUGUGCAGAGAAGUUCAAACAAGAAGCUCAAAGAGGCAUCCAUUUUGGGAGAAAUACCCAACAACCAACUGUGAACAGCCUUCACGGGAAGAGCACGAAUCAGAACAGCUGCAGCCAGUCUGGUGGGACCUCUCCCUGCUCUGCCAAUGGCCAGGCUGCCCAGGGCAAUAGCGGACUAAAUGGCGGGUGUGGAGGCGUGCAGCAAGGCACAGCUCCGUACGGUGGAGACUGUGGAACACAGUCUGGCAGCAACGGAAGAGCGAACCAAGGUGUUGGCAACGGCAUUAUCAUUCCGGUGGACUGCAGGCGAAUUCUGCAUGGAAUAAAGGGUGAAGCAAUUCUCUGCAGAAAUUCCUGGGAACCCAUUUGUGGCACUGACGGAAAAACAUACAGCAACAGAUGCGUCUUGUGUUCGGAGAUGAGGAGAACUGGAAACGGCAUUACAGUAAUGUCUGAGGGGGAAUGUGCCAACGCUGCUCCAGCAAAGGCCAACUGCAGUCAGUACCCCCAAACCAAAGGGAGAGUACUGUGCACCCGGAGCUCCCAGAUGGUGUGUGGCACAGAUGGUGUGACCCACAGCAGCGAGUGUAUGCUGUGCGACCGAAUCCUGAAAACGAGAUCUGAGAUUGGUAUAAAGCAUAUAGGAGCGUGCGCUCAGAAGUAAAGGAGUUCAGACCACCAGCAAGUAUCAAAGCAGAAGCGUGACAAAGGGCAAGUCAUGGAAGAAUUGAUGUUAAGCAUCAAGGAAGUUGCUCUAAUCCUCAGUGCUGCAAAACCUGCCUUCGUCCUCCUCCUACACUCUCUAGGGGACAGUCCGGCACUGGCUCAGGUGUAGGGAGAUGGCAUUAGAUGGCCCAGUCAGUCUUUUCCCAGCUCUAGCUCCUCUGAUUCUGUGGUCCCUCCGGGGAGUCCCAUUCUCCGCUCUCCUCACACCACUAUAUCUCACUGUGCUGCUUCAAUAAAGUAAACUCAGCAGAAACCUGUUACUUUUCUCCACUAGGCCUCCUUUGAGGGACGGGUUUAAUCAGCACUUGAUCUGUACCCUCCACAGAAGUAGCAGAUUAGGUUAGUGGAUAGCCCUCUCUCUGGAUGGGUAGCUGGAUCGAGCUUUGCCCCUAGAUAUUACUCUGGUGGGUCACAUGAAGAGUCCGGGGGAGAAUAAAUACACACAUGGGACUCCCAGUUACUGUAAGUAACCUGUGAUGAUGCCACGCCAAAAGGGAGGAAGCAUGGUCUAGUGGUUACCGCAUGGGCCUGGGAGUCAGGGGCUCGGGGCUCUGCACUAACGCGUUGCGCGGCCUUUGGUAAGUGACUUCGCCCCUCUGUGACUCUGUUUCCCACGUCUGCAAAAAGGAGAUUAAUAAAAUACUUCCCUACCUCAC
This is a messenger RNA of Trachemys scripta elegans, 1807 nucleotides long. RefSeq names its product serine protease inhibitor Kazal-type 5-like. Gene Ontology annotation, molecular function: protein binding. The record is from RefSeq and is a predicted model, not a curated record. The transcript is spliced from 14 exons. The coding region runs from base 22 to 1089 and encodes 355 amino acids. Lineage: Eukaryota; Metazoa; Chordata; Testudines; Emydidae.